CAAAUAUAUUUCGGAUGCAUAAAAAUGUUUUGCGGAAACGGAAAACUCUGUAGCCACGUGUAUUUUACGUACGCGAAAAGUUAUUCGCGGGCGCGCGCCGAAAAGCCUUUCGCUUAUGCGGACAACCGUUUUCUUAUAUGAAAUAUACUUGGUUAUGCGAAAUACCCAAUGCACACGGAUUUUAGUGUACACGACUACACGAAAUACAUUUAGCCACGGAGUCUUUCACCUACGCGAAAAGUUUUCUGGAAAAUUUUCCGUCGGUUAAUGGUUCGUUCGCGCAAUAAACUUGACGUAUGCGAAAGAAUCUUCACGUAUCCGUUGCUCGCCCUAUAGCCAGACUAGAUUUUUAUUUUAUUAAUUUCAAUUAUUUCAAAUUCGAAUUAUUCCGAAAUAAGUUGGUUUUCAACAUGGCAAUGCUGCAGUACUGAGUGAACAAUAAAUUUGCAGACAACUUCAUGGGGGUCAGAUUAACCUUUAAGUCGUUAUCAACUUGUAAAAUAUUUCAAUGUUACUCACAAGUGCUUGCAACAUUAUUUCAUUGGUGCUAUAGGAAAUCAAAGCAAUAUAACAUCAAUUUUGUGCCAAAAUUAUACAAGGAGUAAUAAAAACAAAUUAAUAAGUUUGCACAAGUAAAUGCAGUACAUUUGAAGCAUUGUAUUGUCAGCAUCAACACUAAAAUAAAUUUAAAUUUGAAAAAAAAUAGACAUAAAAUAAGGAACAAAAGUAACUAUAUACGAAGACAUAUGAAUUAUCUAAAACACCAGAAUUAAUUAAAAUAAAUGAACUGGAUCACUAGAUUUUUGGCACCAGCCUCGCUAGCAAUAAGUGUUUGUUGUCCAAAGGUUCAACUGCAGACAAUAUUUUAUCAUCACUUAAAUAUUUUUAAAGCAUUAUUUGUUUCUUCAAAGUUUUCUAUUGGAAACUGCGUAAAAUAUUCUUAUAUGGAUAAUCCACACUGUGAUUUGACAUCUGAUAUUUCAGAUUCAUGUGCUGAUGGCAUAAAAGAUAUUGAUUUUACAUUACAGAAACUUAGUGUUACAAACACAUUUGACAAAAAUGUAAACAAUUUAGGUGUUAAUUUCCUUAAUAAUGAUCACAACAGUUUAAUAAAAAAAAGACUCAUUGACAAGAAAAAAUACAAAGAUAUUCGAAAAUGGAAAAAAGUUGACAAAGGAAAUGCUGCUGGUACAUCAAAGGACUCAUUCAUCUUCAAAUUAUUAUCAUUUAACAUACUAGCUCAAGAUUUAUUAGAAACACAUUCAUACCUGUACAGAACCCAUGACAAAAAAGCAUUACCUUGGGAACACAGAAAACCUCUAUUAAUGGAAGAAAUAUUGGAAUUAAAUGCCCAUGUAAUUUGUUUACAAGAAGUUCAAUAUCAAUAUUUACAAGAAAUUUUGAUUCCUUUUCAAGAGAAUGGUUUCACACACUUGUACAAAAAGCGAACAAACGAUAAAAAAGACGGGCUUCUGGUUCUGUAUAAAGAAGAUUUAUUUAAUUUGUUAGAGUUUUCCAAAGUUGAACUUUACCAGAAUGGUAUUGAACUACUAAGUAGAGACAAUGUUGGUUUGGUUGCAAAAUUUUCUUUAAAAGAAAGUCCUGAAACAAAAUUUGUUGUUGCAACUACACAUUUACUUUUUAAUCCACGACGCAAUGAUGUGAGAUUAGGUCAAAUACAGUUACUUUUUGCCGAAAUUGAAAGAAUAGCUUUUGUUGAAAAUACCUUAACAGGUCCUAGAUAUCUACCAAUUGUACUAUCAGGAGAUUUUAAUCUUGAACCAUAUAGUGGAGUUUACAAUUUUGUUACUGAGGGUUCCAUAGAAUUUGUAGGAAAAGGUAGAAAUUUAGAGGAAUCUGACUACCGUUGUCUGUCGAACUCUUUGAUACCACCUCAUUUGUAUGUUACGGACGAGUGCCAGCAUCUGAACGUAUUAUCGAAAAGAUUAUCCGGCAUAGGAAGUGGAAAAAUUAUGUUAAGAAAUGCAGAAAAUCAAUAUCAACCUAAAGAAGAUGAUCUGACGAAUGAUCUCUUAGAAAGUACUUCAUUCAACUCUAAAACCAAUAAUUAUCAAAAAAUAGAAAUAUCUGAUGGCCACUAUGUCACAUUUUCAUCAGGCCUUCUAACACAUCCAUUUCGAUUUAAGAGUGUAUAUAAUCAUACGGAUAAAAACGGAAGAAGCGAAGCAACGACAUUUCAAAAUCGUUGGAUAACUGUCGAUUAUAUAUUUUAUAGCCAAUUAACGCCAUUGGAAAAAUAUCGAUUGCCAACAGCGGAAGAAUGUUCAGAGUUUCUUCCGACUAUUCCUAACGCGAUAGUAGGAAGCGACCAUUUUUGUCUUGGAGCAAGUUUUCUAUUGAAAAAAAGAUAAAUUAUCGUUUUAUGUACACUUAACUUUUCACAAACAAUAGAAAAAGAACCAAAUGGAAAUAUUUUAAGUUAUAUAGAUUUAUUAUAGUAGAAAUUCUUUGAUGAAAUACAACAAUUAUGUUAAGAAUAUGAAAAUAGCUAUUAUUAUCUUGUAAAAUCUUAUCUGAAAGUUUCGAUAUCAUGUUUUACGUAAAAUUUUUUAUUCUGUGUUCUCCAUGUCUAAAUAUAAAUCAGUAAGCGCUGAGAUUCAUUAAUCUCGUGCUGUUCUUUUUUUUUAAAGUGUAUAUAUAAUUUCAUUUGUCUUCUUCACCUCUAAACCCACAGUUAUGGUUGUCAUUUUCCCAAGUUUUUCUGCAAUGAAUUUUAAAACAACAAUCUUAAGUUGACAAUGUAUUGUCUUGUUAUACACAUUCUCUUUCAAUUAUUAAAUUUUGUUUCACCGUCCCGUCGUUUAUUUUUGUUGGAAAACAAUUUAAAAUCGAGAAAAUAAAUUGAUGCUCAUUAAAUUCCAAACAAACUCGUAUAUUUGUUAACGAGAAUGAAAAUAUACUGUAUAAUUUCGAUGAUUAAGACAUUAAUGGACGAGCGAAUAAAACGACGAUAUGAUGAACCGUUACAUUCGCCCACGAAAGCGCAUCUAAACAAGACGAAUAUGAAAUCCCGUAAGUUUUGCACGUAAGCUUAUAUUUUGAUAAAAAAUACUCCAAUCUUAGAAUUUAUACAAUGCAUUCGCUGAUAUUAUGAAGGUUUUCAAUGACCUCGAUCGUCAUGUCAGAUUAGUCAAUACACAAUGAUUAAUAUGCCACUGACUCGAUUGAUUUUGCAAAGUUUUACAACGACAAUUGUUUUUUUAUUAAUUUUACAUUAAAAUAUAUUUUCUAUCGUGUAAAAUUUAUUAACAGAUCACAAUAUAAUAAAUUUCUUUUUAAUAUUCACAAUACCAUGCGUUAAGAAUACAUCAGAUUCAAUGCAGUCACCUUAAUUAAAUCUAAUUUGGAAAGGUAUUAUAAAGAACGAGAAUAGUUAAUAUACGUGAAACUGGUGAAUUGCCAUUUAUUUAUCUAGAACAGCCACAUUUUUCAUUGAAAAAAGGGAAACAAACAAUUCAGUGUCAAGAAUACUGAUUUACAAAAGAGAAAAGUAAAGUUAUAAAGGGAAAUUGAUAAUAAUCGUAAAGUC
This is a messenger RNA of Phymastichus coffea, 3550 nucleotides long. RefSeq names its product protein angel-like (gene angel). The transcript has 8 exons. Gene Ontology annotation, molecular function: 3'-5'-RNA exonuclease activity. The record is from RefSeq and is a predicted model, not a curated record. Lineage: Eukaryota; Metazoa; Arthropoda; Insecta; Hymenoptera; Eulophidae. The coding region runs from base 783 to 2372 and encodes 529 amino acids.